CCUUAUUGGAUGCCCUUGGACAGCUCGUCCAGGGUCAACAUGCAAUGCAAAACGAUGCGGCAGCCGCCGCUCCACCGCUCCCGCAGCCACAACACGCAGUUGCACCACCUUUUCGUCCUUUUGGUGCGAAACUGGAAAGCUGGACGGAGUGGUCACGCCAAUUUGGAUUCCAUCUCGCCGCCUACAGAAUUCAAGGUAACGACCGGCAGCCUUUUUUGUUAGCGGCCGUAGGCGUCCAGACAUACCGUGUGAUAGUGAAAUUAUUUCCCCGACGCGAUGUAGCAACUCUGUCCUACGAAGAAAUUUUGUCUGCAUUAGAUGCAUAUUUCAAAGAAUCAAUCAAUGUAGUUGCAAAAAGGUAUACCUUCUUUCGUACAAAACGUACGGCCGGUCAAACUAAUCGGGAGUGGGUUGCAACCUUGCAAGGCCUUACUAGGGAUUGUGCUUUUGAGUGUGAAUGUGGACUCCCUUAUUCAGAUACUAUGGUACGUGAUGCAAUUGCACAGAACGUUUCUGAUGUUCGUAUAAGAGAACAGAUUUUGAAACUGGUCAAUCCCUCCCUUCAACAAGUGAUGGAUAUAUUGGAUCGGCAGGACACACUUGACUUUGCUCAGGAAUCAUUUGCAACUUCGCCACCCGUGUGUCAGGUUAACCGGCUCGCCCGGCGAGCUGGUUGCGCUAAGAACUAUAAAGCACAUUUGGAACUGAAAGUCAACGCGCAAUCGAAAUUUUUCCGAGCGCGCAAUGUUCCCCACGCAUUGCGUGAUGAGGUCGCAAAAACAUUACACGAUUUGGAAUCACAAGGUGUAAUUGAACGUGUGCAGGCUUCUCUCUGGGCAUCACACUUAGUAAUUUUGCAAAAGCCUUCCGGAAAAUUGAGACUUUGUGUGGACUUCAAGGCAACAGUGAAUCCCCAACUAGUGACUGCAACUUUUCCUUUACCCCGCCCGGAAGAUCUUUUUGACAAAGUGUGCCCGGGUAAAUAUUUUUCGAAGUUGGACCUAGCAGAUGAGUACUUGCAAAAUACCGGUGGACGAAGAAUCCCAGCGCGUUUUGGUGGUUAACACGCAUCUUGGUUUGUGCCGAUUCAAACGACUGCCAUUCGCGUGUGCAUCCGCCCCUGCAUUGUUUCAGCAAUAUCUGCAAACAGUUUGUGCGUCGGUCCCUACUGCAGCGAACUAUCUGGACGAUAUAGUGAUCUCCGGAAAGACGGAAGAAGAACAUUUAGCCACUCUCAGAACGUUAUUUCAGGUCUUGCGACAAAAUGGUCUUCGCUUGCGGAAGGACAAAUGUGUGUUUUUUGCUCGUGACUUACCCUAUCUGGGCCAUGUACUCAAUGCCCAAGGCAUACAUCCCAGUCUAGAGCACCUCCGUGCCUUACAAGACUUGCCUUCGCCGCAGAAUUUGAAGCAGCUACAGAGUGUGCUGGGAAAAAUAAAUUACUAUAAGAAAUAUGUGCGCCACGCCUCUUCCAUUUCAGCUCCGCUUCAUCGCUUACGCCGUAAAGGUGUUCCGUUCGUCUGGACGACGGAAUGCGAACGCGCCUUUCGCCAGUUGAAAUCGGCGUUGCUUUCCAAUACUUGCCUUACGCCAUUCGAUCCCCAGAAACCCCUUUUGUUGAUGGUGGAUGCAUCGGAUUUCGGGAUCGGUGCUGUGCUUGCGCACAAAGAUGGUUCGCACGAUCGCCCUAUUGCCUUUGCGUCCAAAUUGCUCUCGUCUGCACAAAGCAAUUAUUCACAGAUCGAGAAAGAAGCUUUGGCUCUCGUAUUUGGUGUUACUAAGUUUCAUGAUUUCUUGUAUGGUCGUCACUUUACCAUCAUCACAGACCACAAACCUUUGACAUCGCUUUUUCAUCCGAACAAGCCUGUACCUCCACGUACAGCGCAGAAAUUCAUUCGCUGGUCUAUUUUCCUCUCGCAGUACCGCUACGAUAUCUUGUAUCGGUCCACUGCUAAGCACGGAAACGCCGAUGCGUUGUCCCGUUUGCCUGUUGGUGAGGAUAGAGCAUUCGAUUCCUCCGAACUUGCUUGCAUGUUCAUUGAUUCGGAAACCGAUGACGUGAUCGAAUCGUUUCCGAUUGAUUUUCGUCGUGUGGCUACAGCCACAGCUGCCGACCCUGUCCUUGCUACCGUUCUGCGUUUUGUUGCUACGCAAUGGCCCUUGCCAAAGUCACGAUUCGAGGAUCCGUUGGUUCGCCGAUUUUUUGCUCACAAGGAGAGACUUUUUGUACGACGUGGUGUUUUACUGUUGCGUUCUGAUAAUGAUCAGUCCAGGGUCGUGGUCCCACGUUCGUUACGAUCCUCUGUCUUACGACUUCUCCACCAAGGACAUUGGGGUAUAGUGCGAACGAAACAACUUGCUCGUCAGCACUGUACUUGGUUCGGAAUCGAUGCUGCGAUUACGAAUAUGUGCUCUUCUUGCAUGGCGUGUGCCGAACAACAAUCCGCACCACCUCGGAAAUUCUUUGCAUGGCCAAAAGUCACUUCCCCUUGGCAAUGCUUACACAUCGAUUUUGCUGGUCCAUUCUGGAAUGCUCGAUGGUUGGUUCUGCUCGAUUCAUUCAGUAAUUUUCCUUUUGUUGUCCAGAUGUCUUCCAUGACGUCAUCUGCUACCAUCCAAGCGUUAUCUGCUAUCUUUUGCAUUGAAGGUCUUCCACAGACUAUUGUUUCCGACAAUGGCCCACAAUUCAUGUCCGCAGAAUUUCAGUCAUUCUGCAAGGCCAAUGGUAUUCAACGUCUGACGUCCGCGCCGUUUUCGCCACAGUCAAAUGGUGCCGCUGAACGUUUGGUCAGGACUUUCAAGUCCCAGAUGUUGAAGUUGAAAGAGUCGCAUUCUCGGGAGGACGCGUUAUUGCUCUUUUUGUCCUCGUAUCGCUCUCAGCCCCGAGAUGGUCGCUCGCCGGCUGAGUUGCUCCACGGUCGUCCUCAUCGAACCUUGAUGUCUUUGCUACAUCCGCCGCAUCAGGUUCCUGGGCAGCGGCAGACACCUGCUUUUGCCCCAGGCGACGUUGUAUAAUAUUGCAACUAUCGAGGUUCACGGCGUUGGCUCGAAGGGCGCAUUCUUCGCUGCCUCGGCCGCGCUAUGUAUCUGGUUUUGGGGGCCUCUGGUGAGGUGCGUCGGCAUCUCAAUCAGCUGCGCCUCUGUCGUCGCAUGGGUUCUGCCGCUCCCCGUCUGCUUUCAGCGACGGUGCCGUCCGGUCAGCGCCCUGGGGCCCCGUCUACUGGCUCGCCUCAUCCCCAGGUGUUACCGACGCUGCCUUCCAUUUUGCCCCAUGGCGACGCGCUGCCGCCUGUUCUCCCGCCGGCGACGCCCGCAGUGGACGCGUCGCUGCAACCGCCGGGCGCCUCCCUGGGUCACGCGCCGCCCAUCGCUUCCCGUGACCAACUGUCCUCUGACAUGGAACUCUUGCCCGCUCCGGACCACAUGGCGUCUUCGCCAAUCGGGUGCCCCGACCCAAUGGAGGUCGACCCUUCGGCCCCUCCUGUCUCUCUACGGGCGCAUACACCGCAUGUUGGCGUGCACCCUGGAGUAGGUUUUCAGGCGUUUCCUAGCUCCCCUCGGGCCGAAUGGCAGGGUGCGGGUGACACAGCCUCGCCUGUUGUUAGGCUCCCCACCUCGUCGCAUACGUCAACAUGGGGUCCUCCCCACGGCGGGCGGAAGCCAUAUAACACAACCGUACGCCGAUUUGCGGGGGAGGAAUGUGGUGUCACCGCCAGACACCACACUUGCUAGGUGGUAGCUUAAAUCGGCCGCGGUCCAUGUAGUACAUGUCGGACCCGCGUGUCGCCACUGUGAUCGCAGACCUAGCGCCACCACCAAGGCAGGUCUCGUGAUACGAGAG
Messenger RNA from Schistocerca serialis cubense, 3841 nucleotides. RefSeq lists its product as uncharacterized. NCBI's taxonomy places the organism in Eukaryota, Metazoa, Arthropoda, Insecta, Orthoptera, Acrididae. The record is from RefSeq and is a predicted model, not a curated record. Bases 45 to 1064 code for a protein of 339 amino acids. The transcript is spliced from 2 exons.